AAAAAAAAAACUAGUAUAAAAGAUAAAACUCUUGGCAGUUGAUAGUGCCACGGUGGCUGUGCUGACGCCGGACAAGCGAAGUAGGUGAAUCAGGUGGUCAUCUUUGCUUUGCGAUUUAAUUGGGAGACGAUCGGCACAUAGAGUGAGCAAUUAUUCACAAUUUUUUCAUGGAAACCACCGGAUAAAUAGACUUUUAUGGGGCUUAAUGAGAAGGUAUGCAAGAAAUUAGAAAUGGCAGAUCCAAAGAACUCAAAUCAUGUAGCGAUGUUUCCAUGGUUUGGCUUUGGCCAUUUCAUACCCUUUCUUCAUCUCUCCAACAAGCUUGCCGAGAAGGGAUACAAAGUCUCCUACUUACUGCCCAAAGGAGCACAGCCAAAGUUAAGCCAACUUAACCAACAUCCAAACCUCAUUCACUUCUUUCCCUUGGUGGUUCCCCAUGUGGAAGGCCUACCUCCAGGUGCUGAAACUUGCUCCGAUGUUCCCUAUCCACUUCAUGAUCAGCUUUGCACGGCCCUUGAUCUAACUCGAGACCAAGUUAAAGCCAUUUUAGCCGUUAUCAAGCCUAACUUUGUGCUCUUCGACGUUGCGUACUGGAUUCCUGCUUUAGGCCGAGAGUUAGGCUUCAAAUCCGUCAUGUACGCGACCGUGUGUGCUGCUGGGCAUUCUCUCCGCUUGGUGCCGGCCAUGAAGAUAGUGAAGGGCAUGAGCUUUGAGGAGAUGAUGCAGACUCCUCCUGGCUAUCCUUCUUCAACAGUGGUACCGAGACCAGAUGAGGUAGCCCAAGCUAGAUCUCUCGCUGAGGAAUUUGGAAGUGGCUUGUCAAAGUAUGAUCGACUAGUUACUAGCAAGGAAGAAAGUGACGCGAUUGCCUUAAGGACUUGCCGUGAGUUUGAGGGUCCUUUCAUUGACUACAUGGCACAACAGUUUGGAAAGCCGGUGCUCCUAGCAGGACCUGUCUUGCCUGAAGAUCCCUUAUCACAGCUUGAGGAGAAAUGGCACAAGUGGCUAAGCAAAUUUGAAGCAGGUUCUGUGGUGUUCUGUGCCUUCGGAAGCCAAAUCAAACUGAAAAAGAAUCAGUUUCAAGAACUGCUUUUAGCGUUUGAGUUAAGUGGGCUGCCAUUCUUGGUGGCUUUGGCACCACCAGAAGGAUGCUCAACGAUUGAAGAAGCAAUACCCGAAGGAUUUGAGAAGAGGGUUCAAGCAAAAGGUUGGGUUUAUGGGGAUUGGGUUCCACAGCCACAGAUAUUGGGACACCCAUCUGUUGGGUGCUUUGUGAGUCACUGUGGGUUUAGUUCCAUGUGGGAGGCUCUGCAAAGCGACUGCCAAAUAGUUUUGGCACCACAUCUGGGUGACCAGAUAGUGAACACCAUGCUAUUGGUGAAAGAACAUAACGUAGCAGUUGAAGUGGAAAGAGAAGGAAACGGGUGGAUUUCUAAGGAGAACUUGAACAAAGCUAUUAAAUCCGUCAUGGAUAACAGCAGUGAGGUGGCCCAGGUGGUUAAGAGCAAUCGCUAUAAGUUGAAGAAAGUGCUGUUCGACGAAAACAUGCAAGAAUCGUACAUUGAUAGUUUUACCAUGAAUCUGCAAGCUCUAUUGAUAAAUUAAUCAUGUGGGAUCUAAGAAAUUGAAUCGUUGGAGUUAAUCGUGUUCCUUAAUUCUUCUGUUGUGUGCUUGAUGUUGCCUGUUAAGUUUGUAAUUCUUGAAAUAAAAAGAAUCAAAAGGGCUUUACGUGGUA
This is a messenger RNA of Hevea brasiliensis (rubber tree), 1735 nucleotides long. Its product is annotated as UDP-glycosyltransferase 79B6. NCBI's taxonomy places the organism in Eukaryota, Viridiplantae, Streptophyta, Magnoliopsida, Malpighiales, Euphorbiaceae. The record is from RefSeq and is a predicted model, not a curated record. The coding region runs from base 196 to 1605 and encodes 469 amino acids. Gene Ontology annotation, molecular function: UDP-glycosyltransferase activity. The transcript has a single exon.